AUGGAUAAUCUUCUCAACGAAAUUGAAAGAUCAAAUGCAAUAUACAACUUAAGUGGUGUUGAUGCUGAUCAAAAUCAUGAAAAUGAGUUAGAAAGUGAUGAAUCUGAGUGCGAUGAAAUACACAAUGCAGAGCAAGAUGACUCAGAUUAUAGCACUGACAACGAUGAUGAACAUAUUCCAACUGCUCCUUGGUUUGAAACAGAAGAGAUUAAUGUUAAUUCAGAUAAACAAUCUGCAAUAAGUGCGAUAAAAGAAUAUCAUAUCAGAAGUUCUAGAAAUUUUCAUGUUGUGAAAAGUGAUACAACACGAUAUGAGGCAUCAUGUGUUAUGAAAGAUUGUCCAUGGAGAAUUCGAGUGAUGAGAUCAAAGAAAUCUGGGUUGUUUGUAACCACUAAACUACCUGCUGAACACACUUGUGUAUUGAUGACACUAGAACGAGAUCAUAAGAAACUAACGUCCAGAAUGAUUGCAGAUGUAAUAAAACUACAAGUUAUAGAUAGUCCUUAUCUGAAAGUAAGCAACAUCCGAAAUCAAAUUACAUCUAUGUACAACUAUCAUGUUAGUUACAAGAAAGCAUGGAUCGGAAAGCAAAAAGCAAUAUCAGAUGUUUAUGGCGAUUGGAUGACUUCUUACGCUAAACUUCCUAUAUUUUUUAGCGCUUUGAUACAUUUUAAUCCAGGAACAAUUGCUUUCAUUGAUGCUGAAGCUCAUAGUACAAAACCCAACACAUCUGUGUGCAAACGUAUUUGGUGGGGAUUUAAAUCAAUGAUUGAUGGAUGGCAGCAUGCUCCGCCUGUUAUUAGCAUCGAUGGUACUUUUCUAAAAGGAAAAUACAAUGGGAAAUUAUUGAUUGCAAUGGGUUAUGAUUCAAAUAAUCAACAAUAUCCCAUUGCAUAUGCCUUAGUUCAUGAAGAGACAACCGUCAAUUGGUCUUGGUUUCUACAUCAUCUCCGACUAUAUGUUUGUCAAAAUAGAAAGAGUGUAUGCAUUAUUUCUGAUCAACAUGCUGGAAUUAUUGAAGCCAUGAAAAUGGUAGAAAGUGGUUUCACCGGUAAGUGGGGUAUACAUCGAUUUUGUUUGUUGCAUUUACGCAGUAAUUUCUGUUCAGCUUUUCUAGGCGCACAUUUGAAGAUGCUCUGUUGGAUGGUCGGAAGUACUUCUCAGGUACGAAAAUUUGAAGCAGCAAUGACGCAAAUUAAAGAAAUUAAUCUUGAUGCAGAAAUAUGGUUGCGAAAGAUUCCACUAGAAAUGUGGACUAUGUCAAGAGAAUUAUUUGAAACUGUUGAGAAAAAAACAUCAUCACACAAGGUUAUUCCAUACAAUGAACAAAGAGGAGUCUUCGAAAUCGUUACUGCACAAUAUAGAACCAUAAAUAGAUAUUGGAAGGGUGGUAACAAACAUAAUGUGGAUUUAUAUAGAGGUUUUGCUCUUGUGGAAAAUGGAAUAGAUAUCAUUUUCCAUGUUCACAUAUUAUGGAAGGUUGUUUGA
This is a messenger RNA of Impatiens glandulifera, 1488 nucleotides long. RefSeq lists its product as uncharacterized. Bases 1 to 1488 code for a protein of 495 amino acids. The record is from RefSeq and is a predicted model, not a curated record. The transcript has 3 exons. NCBI's taxonomy places the organism in Eukaryota, Viridiplantae, Streptophyta, Magnoliopsida, Ericales, Balsaminaceae.